This is a messenger RNA of Numida meleagris (helmeted guineafowl), 489 nucleotides long. It is a transcript of the gene TEX12, whose product is annotated as testis expressed 12. The transcript has 4 exons. The coding region runs from base 1 to 414 and encodes 137 amino acids. The record is from RefSeq and is a predicted model, not a curated record. NCBI's taxonomy places the organism in Eukaryota, Metazoa, Chordata, Aves, Galliformes, Numididae.
AUGUUGUACUUUAUUCCUGGCUGUCUAUCUGUUAAACAGGUAACGAUGACAAGCUGCACGCAAAAACCUGAUGAAAGCAGAAGUAAACGCAGGAAAGAGCUGGAGGGUGAUGGUACAGAAAGCCUUCAGCUGUCUUCCACUGGCACAUCAGACCCAGCGCUUUCCGAGGGCCUGCAGUCCCUGUACAAACCAGAGCCUCUGGAACAGCUGUUAAACGAAAUGAACAAAGAAAUCAAGAACUUGUUGACAAAGUAUGCCCACAUCCUAAGUGAGAGAGCAGCAAUGGAUGCUUCUUACGUGCAAGAGCUUGAUGGAAUCUUGAAGGAAGCGAGAACCCUAGAAAACCACUUAAAACAGAAAAAAGAGAGUCUGAAACAGAGAUUUACUAUGAUUGCAAAUACUCUGCAAAGCUAAAUGAAGUCUGUUAUAUUGUAGAAAGGUACAACAAAAUGGUUAUAAUAAACUUUAAUACAUAAAGUUUACUAACAA